Messenger RNA from Cotesia congregata, 318 nucleotides. The record is from the annotation of a GenBank genome assembly. Lineage: Eukaryota; Metazoa; Arthropoda; Insecta; Hymenoptera; Braconidae.
AUGUUAGGUCAAAGAUUCAACGCGACUGAAAUAAAACUUAAAAACUCCACAUUGGAAACAAUUUUAUCACUUGGAAAAAACGACUCUCCUAUCGGAUCCGGCCCUUGCUACCAAAGCAUAGGACCGGGUUCGAAUCCGGCGUACACCAAUGAAUAUUUUCAAUAUUUAAGUGUAUUAUUCUGCUCAGCCCAAGAAAUACAAACGAGUUCCAAUCUCAAAAGUUUACCCCCUACCGUAAUAGUCGCUCAUGACCUUAAAUUACUUUGUACAGAAUCAGAAGUAUUAAAAUUUUUGAAAAAAUUCAUAAAGAUGAUAUAA